This is a messenger RNA of Arabis nemorensis, 825 nucleotides long. The record is from the annotation of a GenBank genome assembly. Lineage: Eukaryota; Viridiplantae; Streptophyta; Magnoliopsida; Brassicales; Brassicaceae.
AUGGAUGUUGCGGCGUUUAGGAGAUGUGUGGGAAAGUGCUAUGUUUCGCCGGCGUUCAGAGAUUUUGAAUCUCUCCGGUUUCAGAGAUUAUCGUUGUCUAGCUCCCUGAGUCCGGAUCCCACCGGUAAUCGAGGUCUGAAAUUUCCCGGGCAAAGUCACGAGAGGAGACUAAGCUUCUUCCGUCCGAUCAUGGCGACAGGUGAGUCGAUUUCAUCGCGAUCCUCUGAUCCCGCCGGUGAAACGAAGCAAAUCAUAAACGGAAAGCAAAAGAACAUUGUUUGGCAUGAUUGUUCCAUUACUAAAUCCGACAGGCAAGAAUUGAUUAACCAAAAAGGAUGUGUUAUUUGGAUUACUGGCUUAAGUGGUUCAGGGAAAAGUAGUUUGGCUUGUGCUCUUAGCCGAGCUUUGCACAAUCGUGGAAAGCUUUCGUAUGUACUUGAUGGUGACAAUGUUCGACAUGGUUUAAAUAGCGAUCUUAGUUUUAAAGCAGAAGAUCGAGCUGAAAACAUUCGAAGAGUUGGUGAAGUUGCUAAAUUGUUUGCGGAUGCUGGAAUCAUCUGUAUUGCAAGUUUGAUAUCUCCUUACCGAAGAGAACGAGCUGCUUGCCGUGCAUUGUUACCAGAAGGAGAUUUCAUCGAGGUAUUCAUGGAUGUGCCACUCCAUGUUUGUGAAGCUAGAGACCCAAAGGGCUUAUACAAGCGUGCACGCGCGGGGAAAAUCAAAGGUUUCACAGGAGUAGACGAUCCAUAUGAACCGCCUUUGAACUGCGAGGUUUGUAUAUGUUUUAGUGCUCAUAUCCAAUUAUUGUUUCAAUCCCAUACUUGA